Messenger RNA from Cynara cardunculus var. scolymus (artichoke), 1217 nucleotides. RefSeq names its product myosin-2-like. The transcript is spliced from 6 exons. Gene Ontology annotation, molecular function: protein binding. Lineage: Eukaryota; Viridiplantae; Streptophyta; Magnoliopsida; Asterales; Asteraceae. The record is from RefSeq and is a predicted model, not a curated record. The coding region runs from base 5 to 1153 and encodes 382 amino acids.
AAAUAUGGCUGCUUUUAGCACCCUUGAGCUCAUGCUUCAUGAAGUCCAAAACCAAGAACAUAUUGGUCAUCAUGAAACGAUGCCCGUGUUGCCGCAACGACCACUAUCCAAGGCUCGGAUACCAUCCAAACGAGCUAGAAGGGCAGCUUUGUCAUUUCACUCCCAACAUUUUCGUAGCGAGAUUGAAGAGUUUGUGGAUGGCAAGAGCAGAAGAGAUGGAUUUGCAUUUCUUGAUGGCCAUGGGGGCCGUGUUCUUAGUAAGGAUGAUGUGAAGAAUAAAGAGGAAAAAGCAGAGAAGGGCAUAAUAGUAAUUCAAAAAUGUUUCCGGGGGUACCUAGCACGCUUUCAUUAUCACAAGCUUAAGAGAGGGAUCAUCACACUCCAAUCAUUUGUUCGUGGCGAAAAUGCAAGAAGAGAUUUCCGGAAAAUAGCAAAAAUGCUCAUAGAAGAAAACGUUAAUCGGGAGUUUGUGUGGAAACCGUUAAGGGAUCGGGAGACAACGAUCGUAUAUAUGCAAUCAGUGGUUGGAAGUUGGUUAAGUCGAAGACGCCAUGGCUAUAUCGAAAAUGGAACCAUCGAGAAUACUACGGAACCGAAGGGUGUACACGAGGAGGAUAUAGAAAGCAAGGAAUAUGUGAGGGUGUCAACAUCCUACAUUCGUGAUCUCGAACAAGAAGUUUUGAGAUCGGAGGCGGCUUUACAAGACAAGAAACGCGAGAACGCGAUCUUGGAGCUCCGAAUUCAACACAUCGAUAAGAAAUGGGAGUUGCACAAGGCUAAAAUGAAUUUGAAAGAGAAAUCAUGGCAAGAUGAGUUGACCUCUAUUCAAAUGAGCUUAGUUUCAGCUCGAGAAAGGACGACGGAUGAAAUAACCGAUCAUCUUCCUCGAAAUCCGACUAGACAACAAGAAAUCGGCAAAAUGGAUCUCACGAUUAGAGAGAUACUCGAGCUGCAAGAAAACGAUAUGGAAACGGACUGCGGUUUCCGUCUGAAGUCAAGAAAAUGUCAAGAACACGAGUUUAAAAAGUUGAAGUGUCGAUUUAAGGCAUGGCAAAAGGAUUUUAAAGCUCGAUUACACGUAAGAAGAAGAGUUGAUGGAUUUGAUGAUGAUUGUAGAACACAAAGAGUUCAUAAAAGGUGUUGGGUUAAUUAGUUGAUUAAAAAGAUUUAAACCAUAUAUGCUAUAUUGAAGCAUUCUUGAUUAAGAUAUAUAUAUA